Messenger RNA from Phragmites australis (common reed), 1950 nucleotides. Its product is annotated as protein NRT1/ PTR FAMILY 8.3-like. The record is from RefSeq and is a predicted model, not a curated record. Bases 101 to 1852 code for a protein of 583 amino acids. Gene Ontology annotation, biological process: transmembrane transport. Gene Ontology annotation, cellular component: membrane. The transcript has 5 exons. NCBI's taxonomy places the organism in Eukaryota, Viridiplantae, Streptophyta, Magnoliopsida, Poales, Poaceae. Gene Ontology annotation, molecular function: transmembrane transporter activity.
AGUUCAGUUCAGGUACACCUUUUGUCAUAUAAAGACUGAUUGCUUCCCGUGAGUUCAGGCUUGUGAGUGGUGACACAGAGUGGAAUGUGGAUCAAACAGAAUGAAAGGAGGCUCCAUUAGUGACGCAGAGGAGGUGGAGAGGCUGCCCCUUCUUCCUCUUCUCCAUGGCCAACCUUCACAGGACCAAGGACCAUAUACAUGCAAUGGGUCUGUUGAUAUUAGAGGCAAUCCAGCAUCUAAGAAACAUACUGGAAAAUGGAGAGCCUGCUACUCAAUUUUAGGUGGUGAAUUUUGCGGUGCCAUGGCAUACUAUGGAGUUGGGACAAACCUGGUGAGUUACCUAACCAAGGUGCAGAAUCAAAGCAACGUCACUGCGGCAAGCAAUAUCGCUUCUUGGCAAGGCACAUGCUACCUCACUCCCCUUCUCGGAGCAUUCUUGGCUGAUUCAUAUUGGGGAAGGCACCAAACAAUUGUGAUUUCCCUUACCAUAUUUACCAUUGGAAUGGUUCUACUGACACUUUCAGCAGUGGUUCCAGUAAGCAUCCAUACAAUGCUGAUCCCUCUUCAGGAAGCCUUGCCAUCUUGUGGCCUCUUCCUGACUGCUUUGGGCUUAGGUGGCAUCUGGCCCUGUGUUCCUACUUUUGGUGCCGAUCAAUUUGACGACACCGAUAGAGCAGAGAAGGUUCAGAAGGAGGUCUACUUCAACUGGUACUACAUCGCUGUCAAUGGCGGUUUCUUCCUUGCGAGUACGGUCCUCGUGUGGGUUCAGGACAACUGCGGCUGGGGAUUGGGUUUCGGGAUCCCGACGUUGUUUUCAGCAAUUGGCAUUGCUGGGUUUCUUGCCAGUAUGAAGCUGUACAGGUACCAGAAACCGGGAGGAAGCGCGCUCACUAGAAUUUGCCAGGUUACGGUUGCAGCAAUUCGCAAGCUCCAUAUGGAUGUGCCGAAUGAAAGCACUCUUCUAUAUGAAGUGCCCGGCAAUGAGUCGGCAAUUGUAGGGAGCAGGAAGCUGAUGCACACUGAUGGACUAAGGUUCUUCGAUCGAGCUGCCACCAUCAUUGCCUCUGACGAAACAUCUGCUGAUGCACCUAGUCCAUGGAAGCUUUGCACCGUGACGCAAGUGGAGGAGCUGAAGAUCUUGGCAAGAAUGCUGCCUAUCCUACUAACUGGCAUUGUCUUCAACACUGCCGAAGCUUUCUUCCCGUUGUUCAUCGAACAAGGACACGUCAUGGACAAUCACAUCGAUGGUUUCUGGAUACCUCCCGCCUCUCUGACAACCUUCACCUGCCUCUGCAUUCUCAUCUUGGCCCCAGCGUACAACAAGGUUCUUAUGCCGAUGGUGAGUAGGAUCACUGGAAUGAAGCGAGGAUUGUCUGAGCUGCAUCGCAUAGGUGUCGGCAUUGUUUUUGCAAUGCUAUCGCUGGUUUCAGCUGCAAUGGUCGAGAUGGUGCGUCUUGACAUCGCCAAGAAAAGAGGACUAGUGCAUCAUAGUGCUCCGGUUCCAAUGGGUAUCCUGUGGCAGGCACCACAGUACUUCUUUGUAGGUGUAGCCAAGGUGUUCAGCGUGGUAGGUUUCAUCGAAUUUGCUUAUGAGCAAUCCCCUGACGCCAUGAGGAGCUUGUGCCAGGCUUGCACUCUCAUCAUGGUCACCCUUGGAAGCUACCUUGUCUCUAUCAUGUUAAAGUUCAUCGAUUCGGUGACAGCAAGCAGUGGGAGCCAUGGUUGGAUCCCUGAGAACCUCAACGAAGGGCGCCUUGAUCAAUUCUUCUGGUUGAUGGCAGGAUUGCAGCUGCUGAACCUGCUUGUGUUUGUGUAUUGUGCUACAAGGUACAAGCACAAACUAGCUACUUGAUUUUCUUCCCCUGCUAGUUUGAGGUUGGGAGAGCCUAUGUAAGGUUGCUCAAGUAUUAUAUUAAGCACUGCAACAUUUGUGGUACUAGUUUGAAAAUG